Molecule: messenger RNA, 1302 nt
Organism: Candidula unifasciata
Lineage: Eukaryota; Metazoa; Mollusca; Gastropoda; Stylommatophora; Geomitridae
Source: the annotation of a GenBank genome assembly
AUGUCUGUAAUUGACUCGCAUUCUUUGAGUGAAUAUAUAGAUGCUUUGCACUUGGAAAAUGGUGGGGACAUUGACAUGAUUCUGAAGAAUCGAAUGGUCAUGGAAACCCUAGCUAGUACACAGAUGUCUUGUCUGAGCCUGGCGUGCCGAAUUGGUAAUGUGAGACUUGUUACAACCUUGCUGGAGCAGGGCGCAGAUGUUAAUGUGGCUGAAGAAGAUGGGAUGUCACCCCUGCAUAUCUUGUGUAAUAGUGAGAAGCACAGUUUUGUUCGUAUAAAAAUUGCCAAGUUGUUACUGCGACAUAAAAUAGAUAUAAACAUGCAAGAUUUUUAUGGCCGGACUGCUUUACUUCUGGCAUGCCACAAAAAUCAAAUUGGUCUGGUUGACUUGCUUAUCCACGCUGGGUGUGAUGUCAACAUUCCUGAUAAGAAUGGUGAUACACCUUUCAUCGUAGCUUGCAGAAUGGCCUCUGAUGGCUGGUACUUUUGGAUUACUGACUGCCUAAUUGAGGAUGAUGAUAAUGAUGAUGAUGAGAAAGAAGAAAAUUGUAGUAAUUCUGUGCAAGAUGAUAAAUUUCCUCCUGUGGUUAUCUGUAAGGCCCUAUUACGAGCAGGAGCUAACCCCAAAGAGGCAACUUUGUUACCACCAGCGGUACUGUUCAGCACAAUGGAGACCGUUAAGGAGUUCCUAGACCUCGGUAUGGAUGUGAACUUGAUGGAUGAAAACAGACGCUCACCGCUGGGGUGUGCCUGCUCUGCCUCUCACAUUCCACAUAGCAUGGUGAAACUACUGUUAGAAAGAGGAGCAGAUGUGAAUGAAGACGGAGGUGGCAGGAAAAGCAAGCCAAUAAUUUUAGCCUAUGUUUAUAACUCUGUAGAUAAAAUUCGCCUCCUGCUGUCCUAUGGUGCCAGCAUCAGCUGUGAAGAAAUGUCAGAUCUAGUCUCCAUCAGCCUGUCCAAAUGGUUUCUGGAAAACCCAGAAAUCAUCCAUGAGGAAAGCCGUGAACUUUUAUCCUGGAAGCUACUGCUGAAAGCGGGAUUCCGACCAAAGCUACCACACUUGGGCGUGAAACUCAAGCGUGUUUCCUUGUGUAGCAGCUACAGCAAGGUUAGCCCUUGGAUACAUAACCUAAUGUCGCCCAUGUUGUCUUUGUCGGACAUUUGCCGUAUAACCAUUCGUUCACAGCUCAGACCUUGUGUGGAUGACAAUGUGGAGAGUUUACCUUUGCCCAACGGUCUGAAAGGAUUUCUGAAAUUCAAUGAGUUCACAACCACAGUAUUUAGAAGGAAUAGCAGUAAAUAG